ACACUUGGAUGAGAGCGUUCAUUUUGCGAAGCGUGACCUGGAACCUGGUCGCCUUUUGCAGAGCACACUCCGCAACCCUACUGGCAAGCUUUUACUUUUCAUCUAAAUUAUUGUGAACUACCGCUGGGCAUGAGCCGGUCCCGUUUGUGAUCUACCACUGUGGGAGGAGGUGGAUGAGCUCAGACAGAGGUGGUGCUGAAUUUUGCAAGAGCAGUUGGGGGAGCGAGAUUAUGAGAUGUCGUGGAGUGGAUUGGAGAGCUCUAGCGCGGCGACUGGGGAGUGAGUCCUGAGGCUCUGUGAAGAAGGAGAAUUCCGUUUUUUUGGAGCGCUGUGAAUGUCUGUUGUUAGUUAUGAGUUCACUUGUUGUGGAGAAUGUUGGAUGAUCGUCUUUGUUGUCUCUAGCUGUGAUUUUCGGGGUAGAUCUGUGUUUCGCGUGGGAGUGGUUGGUUUUGGCGUGUGAGUCGGAUGAUUGCAUGCAUCCUCGUUCGAAUUUCGGGUAAUAGGUGACAUGUAAGCCGUUCGCAACUCUUUCUUCUCCCGAUCUCCGUUCUGUCCUGUGUACGUGCAAUUGUUUUUAGGUUUUGAAUCAGCUGAAAAAGAUGCUGCGUCGAACGUCUGGUACUUAUUUUUUGGGUUGCCCAUUGUUCUGAAAUGUCCGAGGCUUUAAAGUCUUGAUAGGAAUGAGGUUUUGUGAAUUUUCUGCAACCGCUGGGAUGAAUUCUGGUCAUCAGUUUACGUGGGACAGGUUGAUGGAAAAUUCUUCGGUGAAUGUACACAUUUGGGUCGCUUUUACUUGUAGAGUGUCGGGCGGGCUUAUUUUUCAUUUAUAAUAUCAUCGAUGGAGGAGCAUGACUUCAAACAAUGAGAACUAUCUAUGAAAGAAAGGGGUUCUUUUGAAUAGCUGGAGUCGGUAUCAUUGUUCUGCACAACAGCUACUUGUAAUCUCAACUUAGUGCUGACAAAUUUCAGAGCAGUUCAGUAGUGAUGAAGUGACUUUGUAGUCUUCACAUGAAGAGAUGGCAAUGACUUGCCAUUAUACCAGCAAUUCUAGAUGUAUGAAGUGGUAGCACCGGUCGCGGAAGUCUGCUUCAGAUUUGUUGUCUGCAAAACGGUUUCUUUUCAUUUGCUGGGUUCUGCUCGGUUCUUCACCAGUUAUAAUCUUGUCAAGCGGUUCUGUUCCUAGUAGAGAGCUAUUCCUUCGCUCUUCUCUUUUCUUUUCCUUUGUUUUGAAAAAUGGCCAUUUUACUUCUGAGAAGCAUAACAUAUUUCUGUUCACGGGUUCCUUAGUCAUGGAGUAGGUUUGAUUUGCUUAUAAUGUAGUUGCCAGUAAUGUCAGUGAUCAUUGAUUGUGAUCAUGACCUUAGCAUCAUCUUUUGGAUACUUGUGCCUGAAUUUGUGGCGUUGUAGCGUGUGUUGCUGUGUUUUUACUGAACAAAAAAUUAGUUGCACAUUGAAUUAGGUGCAGGUGAGAAAUUUUCAUCGACUUUCACGAUGGUACUUCAACCAAGAGCAAUCUCAAACUAGAGGGGCAGCAGGCGCAUACCCAUUUAGUUUUUCGUUGCAGAGAUCUGCCCAUCUUCGAAUGGUUUUACUUCAAUGCUCGAUGACCCUUUGGAUACAGCUCGUUUCACGAAAAUACCCUAACUCUCUCAUCUGGCAUCGGCGAUUCUAUGGUUGUGUAGCAGUUGUUUAAAAGAAAUAGAAAUUUUCUUCAUGGCUGGUCAAGCAGAGUGCCCAAGUCCUGAUGCUAUCACUCUCAACCCUAAAAGCAGAGUACUUUUGACAGUCUUGCUGCUUGGGCAGCAGCCUUACGGCUCUGAAAGCUUGUAUACUUAGUCCCCUGCACCGAGCUCAUAUAUACAACGCAAAUCUCACUUUUAUAUUACGUUAUGUGAAAGGGGAUUUUGUGCUCUAGAAGAAAUGGGCACGAGGGUAUUUUCCGAGAUUGGCACUCUCAUAUCGAGUCACCCAUAUCUUUCCUGCAGUCUGUUAGUGUUCCUCACACCUCCCUUUUUCCCAAUCCUCAAGUUCUUCUCUCCUCUAUUGAUCUCAACAGCCGUGUUCAUUUUGACGUUGGUUACAAUGGGACCUCAAUUUCAAGAUCCCUCGGAUCGGAAGGGUGACUUUCAGAGUCCAUUGGAAGAUAAUGCCGGACAUGACUCUUUACCGGGUUUCAGACCUGAAGAUAGAGAGAGGGAUUUCAGGAGAAAGGAACCCAGCAAGGAUCUUCGUUCUACAUUGGGUGAUUGGUUCACAUCUUGUAAAGAUUCUGGGUUGGUGUGGGUUGAACAGAAGCUGCGAAACGAGGAUUGGAGGGGAGCAUAUUUGAAUGAUGAUAAUGUUUCCAUUUUACAGGAAGCAUUUGCCCUCAGAGCUGAAGACAAACCACGUGAGACGGUGAAGCUAGCAACCAGGAGAAUUCCAGCCGGGGAGGAAAGAACUGCUGGGCUUCAUUCAUCCCAAACGCAAGGCAUUGCUGAUUUAACAAAUCUAGAUCUUCGGAGGUCGUCUCACUUAGCUAUCGACAGAAGCUUUGAAAGGCCUCCCUCUUCCGUUGUUGGGACUAGUGCUCGAGACCUUCCCCACAACAUUUUCUCACCCCUCCCGAGUUUCUCUAGAGGACAUGGCUCUGUCACGCCAUUUGAGAAUGCCAUACCUCCCCCUAUCGAGCAUCAUAUGCCACCACUUGUAACCGGUCCUGCGGAAGUCACUGGUCCUCUUUACAAAUCCUUCGAAGACGACAUGGACACAAGUGAUGAGGAGUUUGAUCACCAUCACUUCCAUCACGAUGAAGAUAUGUAUCUCGAAGUUGGGGAGAGACCAUCGGAUUCCAGGUUCAUCUCUCGGGGCGAGAAACCGGCGGCCAAUGGUACUUAUAACCAUCCUCCUCCGUUCACGGUGCAAGAGGAUGUCUUGCCUUCCUCCAGUGACAGUGACGAAGAUGGUAUUCUUUUUACAAGCUUGCAUCAUAGGAUUGGGGCGCUGGAGCCAUCUUUUCGAAAGACCGAUGGCGAAGUUCACAAUCGUGACAUCAACGUGCAUGACCAGCAAUCAGCACAUCCUACAGGAACUCGUGUGGAAAGAGCUUCACACCACGACAAUGUUCCUGAAGGACAUUCCCCUCCGGUUAAGAUUCGGCAUGAAGAGAAAUCAGUUCCAGCACCGAAGAAUCAUUCUGAAAACUAUUCUUAUUCUUCAGCAGCUCACAAGGCGAGCUCACUGUCCGAAGGGGGUGUGGAGUGGCAUGAAAUGCCGGAGUUGGAGGAUAUACAACCAGCGGGGAAAAAAACUCGUGAAUUUUCUUCCAAAGUAGCAGAUAGUUCAGAGUUUACACCUAGUAACCUUCAUGUCACAGGUGGAAGGUCUCGUGGAGUUUCAGUCAAUCAUAAGGAGCCUGAUGCGGCAGAUGUCUCUAGAGACCAUGCUACUGUCAAUGAAAGAUUCCGCCAUGGAUCUGCCGUGCCCGCUGAUCUCACAGAUGUUUCGGGGGACCCACCUCAUUUUGCUGAGAGAUCAAUGUCACUGCCAGGUUUAGGAGGCCUUGCAGACACCGGGAGUGUAGAGUCGGCUCCAGCUCACGAGGAUCCACCCUCAUUAGACGAGUCACUUCCUGACAAGGUUCAAGAGCCUGUGCAUUCCACUGGAGUUUUGAACCACUCGAUCUCAUCUCCUGGUGCCACAAAACCACUCGACCCGAUAAUCAUACCACGAAGCAGUGCUGACCAAGGACCUGUAAGUCCUGAUACAGAUUUCGGGUAUGCUACCACUCCCGAUCAUGAGAGGCGAGGUCUGGCGGCAAGACGUUUUUUAGCACCGGAGCAGUACGAUUCCGUCACCUCUAUCAGUGGGGACGAGCUUGAGCAUGGGCCGCCUGUGAGGCAACUAUCAACGAAAGAGAAGAUCGAGCAAAAACUCGAGGCCUUGAGCAAUUCUAUGCCGCGUGAUGCCACUCCUGGUCCUGCAGAUGUGUCAAUGUUGGGGGCAACAACUGAUGAGCAAGUAACUCAUGUUGCAGACAAAAUGAAGAGCUUUGUCAAGGACUCUCCAUCCAAAACAUUCCAUCCUGAUGCCCCGGAACUUCAAAUCAAGCCACCGUCCACGAAAGUCCCGUUGAAUGCAUCACCCAGCAAGCCUGCAAUCUCAGCUUCUGCUCUCCCAAGGCGACCGAUUCGGUCUUCCAGGUAUUCCAGCACACUAGACUCAAGCGAAGAUAGUUCUGACGACGAUGAGCAAAUAGAUUUAGACUCGGACAUCGACUCACAGACAGAUUCUGAGGUGGAGAUUGCUCAAACACGGUUCAAGCCACCUCCGAAGCCAUCACCAAAGCUGCGCCCAUCGUGACUUCCUGUACAUGCUUCGACGCCUUGGAAGGAACUUGUAAAGUGGCUGUAAGGCAUCCCCUCCUACCGUGAGUUAUCAUUUUUCUUCAUCAUCUUUUAAGGAUCUUUUAAAGUAGCGGCUUCUGCCUUAAUUCUGCAGGAUUUCUAUCCCCAACUGCUGGGAUUUGUAGGUUGUAUAUCCGCAAUGAGUCUUGACUGUUCUACAGAUACCUGCCCCUACAUUGAUAUCGUCGUUCUAAUAUAUCUUGCCAAUAUCUGAGGAGAUUUUUAUGAUCAGAUCUUGACAUUUCGUGUCGGUAUUU
Molecule: messenger RNA, 4642 nt
Organism: Physcomitrium patens
Lineage: Eukaryota; Viridiplantae; Streptophyta; Bryopsida; Funariales; Funariaceae
Source: RefSeq, a predicted model, not a curated record